UGGACAGAGCCCUGCUGGCUGGCCUCUGCUGGCAGGAACCAUGGCAGAGGCCGGGGAUGCAGCACUGUCGGUGGCCGAGUGGCUGCAGGCAUUGCAUCUGGAGCAGUACACCAGGCUCUUUGAGCAUCACGGACUGGUGCGGGCCACAGAUUGCCAAGGCCUCAGCGAUGCCCGCCUGGUGGACAUGGGUGUGCUACUCCCCGGCCACCGCCGCCGCAUCCUGGCUGGUCUGCUCCGUGCCCAUGCACCCCCAGCCCCAGCACCCCGCCCCACCCCACGGCCCGUGCCCAUGAAGCGUCAUGUCUUCCGUUCACCGCCUGCACUCACCACUCCACCUGAGCAACUGCCCGCCUCUGGAGAGGAUGAGGGACUGCCCACUGCCCCACCCAUCCCGCCCCGGAGGAGCUGCCUUCCUCCUGCCUGCUUCUCUAACUCGUCCACAGCUGUCCCAGAACCUGUGCUGCCCCCGCUGCCUGCCAAGCGGCAUUUGGCAGAGCUAAGUGUUCCACCCGUGCCCCCUCGUACUGGAUCCCCCCGUCCACCUGUGAGCCUUCCCUACAAGGAGGAGGAGUUGCUGUCAUCACCACUGUCAUCCUCUCCCCAGCCAGAACCUGAGGAGCCCCCGGCCACCUUCUCCCGGGGGCCUCCUCAGCCCCUAACUCCCAGCCUUCCAGAGGUUCCCCCAAAGCCUCUUCACCUGUUCCCAGAGUUUGACGACUCUGACUACGAUGAGACCCCAGAGGAGGGGCCCGGAGCCCCAGCUGGCGUGAUGACCAAGAAGGAGGAGCCUCCAGUGAGCCGAGUCCCACGUGCUGUGCGUGUGGCCAGUUUGCUGAGCGAGGGGGAGGAACUGUCGGGGGACGACCAAGGGGAUGAAGAAGAGGAUGACCAUGCCUACGAGGGCGUCCCCAAUGGUGGAUGGCACACCAGCAACCUGAGCUCAUCCUUGCCCAGCAGCCUCCUGAUACCCCAGCUUCCACCCCACCCAAUGGAUCAGCUGCCUGGGGGCCCUACCCCUAUCACACAGGUCAUCAAGGCUGGCUGGCUGGCCAAGAACCCACCACAGGGAUCUUAUAUAUAUCAGAAGCGAUGGGUGAGACUGGAUGUCAAUUACCUGCAGUACUUUGAUAGUAACAAGGAUGCCUACUCUAAACGCUUUAUCUCUGUGGCCUGCAUCUCCCGUGUGGCUGCCAUUGGAGACCAGAAGUUUGAAGUGAUCACGAACAACCGGACCUUUGCCUUCCGGGCAGAGAGUGAUGCGGAGCGGAAGGAAUGGAUGCAGGCCCUGCAGCAGGCAGUGGCUGAGCAGCGAGCCCGGGCCCGGCUGUCUAGUGCUUCUCUGUCGGGUGUUCAAGACUCAGAGCUACCUGACUAUGCUGGCAGCCUGGAGCUACGUGGCUUCAAAAAUAAACUGUACGUGGCUGUGGUUGGAGAUAAAGUACAGCUUUACAAGAAUCUGGAGGAGUACCGCCUGGGCAUUGGCAUCACCUUCAUCGACAUGAGCGUGGGCAAUGUGAAGGAAGUGGACCGGCGUAGCUUUGAUCUUACUACCCCCUACCGCAUCUUCAGCUUUUCAGCCGAAUCAGAACCAGAGAAGGAUCAGUGGCUGGAGGCCAUGCAGGGAGCCAUUGCGGAGGCACUGUCUACCUCGGAGGUGGCUGAGCGCAUCUGGGCCGUGGCCCCCAAUAGGCUCUGUGCUGACUGUGGGGCUGCCCAGCCUGACUGGGCCUCCAUCAACCUCUGUGUCGUCAUCUGCAAGCGCUGUGCAGGGGAGCACCGUGGCAUGGGUGCUGGCGUCUCCAAAGUGCGGAGCCUGAAGAUGGACAGGAAGGUGUGGACGGAAACACUCAUCGAGCUCUUCUUACAGCUGGGCAAUGCCUCUGGGAACCGCUUUUGGGCAGCCAGUGUGCCCCCUAGUGAGGCCCUGCAGCCCAACAGCAGCCCUGGUGCCCGGCGGUGCCACCUGGAGGCCAAAUACCUCGAGGGCAAGUACCGCCGCUACCAUCCACUCUUUGGCAACCAGGAGGAGCUGGACAAGGCCCUGUGUGCCGCAGUCACUACCACAGACCUGGCUGAGACCCAGGCACUCCUGGGCUGUGGCGCUGGGGUCAACUGCUUCUCAGGGGACCCUGAGGCCCCCACACCUCUGGCUCUUGCCGAGCAGGCGGGGCAGACACUGCAGAUGGAAUUCCUUCGGAACAACCGGACCACGGAGGUACCUCGGCAGGAUUUGAUGAAGCCCCUGGAAAAGCACUACUCAAUUGUCCUGCCAACUGUGAGCCACAGCGGCUUCCUCUACAAGACUGCUUCUGCUGGCAAGCCGCUGCAGGACCGCCGUGCCCGGGAAGAGUUCAGCCGACGCUGGUGUGUCCUUAGUGACGGGGUCCUGAGCUACUAUGAGAAUGAGCGGGCAGUGACCCCCAAUGGGGAGAUUCGGGCCAGCGAGAUUGUGUGCCUGGCAGUGCCUCCUCCUGACACCCACGGCUUCGAGCACACCUUUGAGGUGUACACAGAGGGAGAGAGAGUAUACCUGUUUGGACUGGACAAUGUGGAGCUGGCUCAUGAGUGGGUCAAGUGCAUUGCUAAGGCUUUCGUGCCUCCCCUGGCUGAGGAUCUGCUGGCCCGCGAUUUUGAGCGGCUUGGGCGCCUACCUUACAAAGCUGGCCUGAGCCUACAGCGGGCCCAGGAGGGCUGGUUCUCCCUCACCGGCUCCGAGCUCCAUGUCAUCUUCCCAGAGGGGCCUUGCGAAGAGCCAUUGCAACUGCGGAAACUGCAGGAGCUUUCUGUCCAGGGAGACAGCGAGAACCAGGUGCUGGUGCUGGUGGAGCGAAGGAGGACACUAUAUAUCCAGGGAGAACGGCGACUGGACUUCGCGGGAUGGCUGAGUUCCAUCCAAAAAGCAGCGGGCAGCUCAGGGGAUACAUUGUCGGAGCAGCAGCUGGGAGACUCGGACAUCCCAGUAAUUGUGUACCGCUGUGUGGACUACAUCACGCAGUGUGGCCUGACGUCUGAGGGUAUCUACCGAAAGUGUGGACAGACUUCAAAGACCCAGCGGCUGCUGGAGAGCCUGCGGCAGGAUGCUCGCUCUGUGCGCCUCAAGGAGGGCGAGCAACAUGUGGAUGAUGUCUCCUCGGCACUCAAACGCUUCCUGCGAGACCUGCCUGAUGGGCUCUUCACUCGAGCCCAGCGCCUGUCCUGGCUGGAGGCCUCAGAGAUUGUGGACGAGGAGAAGAAGGUCUCCAGGUACCAAGAGCUCCUGGCACGUCUUCCCCCCGUCAACCGGGCCACAGUGAAGGCCCUUAUCAGCCACCUAUACUGCGUCCAGUGCUUCUCAGACACGAACCAGAUGAACACACACAACCUGGCUAUUGUGUUUGGGCCCACACUCUUCCAGACAGAUGGGCAGGACUACAAGGCUGGCCGUGUGGUGGAAGACCUCAUCAACCACUAUGUGGUGGUGUUCAGUGUGGACGAGGAGGAGCUGAGGAAGCAGCGGGAGGAGAUCACUGCCAUUGUAAAGAUGCGUGUGGCUGGCACUGCCAGUGGGACCCAGCACGCUGGUGACUUCAUCUGCACAGUGUACCUGGAGGAGAAGAAGGCAGAUGCUGAGCAGCAUAUCAAGAUUCCAGCAUCCAUGACAGCUGAGGAGCUCACUCUGGAGAUCCUGGAUCGCAGGAGUGUGAGCAUCAGGGAGAAGGACUAUUGGACCUGCUUUGAGGUCAAUGAGAGGGAGGAGACAGAGCGCCCCCUGCACUUUUCGGAGAAGGUACUGCCCAUCCUGCAUGGGCUGGGCAUAGACAGCUACCUGGUGGUGAAGAAGCACCAGUCCAUGGAGGCCAUGCUGCUGUACCUGGCCAGCCAUGUGGGCGACACCAAGCACGGCAUGAUGAAGUUCCGCGAGGACCGCAGCCUCCUGGGCCUGGGCCUGCCUUCAGGUGGCUUCCACGAUCGCUACUUCAUCCUCAACAGCAGCUGCCUGCGGCUCUACAAGGAGAUCCGGAGCCAGAGGCCGUGGAUCGGGGCCCUUGAGACCAGUCACCGUCCUGAGAAGGAGUGGCCCCUGAAAAGCCUCAAAGUCUACUUGGGAGUGAAGAAGAAACUCCGGCCACCCACCUGCUGGGGCUUCACUGUGGUGCACGAGACAGAGAAACACGAGAAGCAGCAGUGGUACCUCUGCUGUGAGACGCAGAUGGAGCUCCGGGAGUGGUUUGCCACCUUUCUCUUUGUGCAGCACGAUGGCCUGGUGUGGCCCUCAGAGCCCUCACGUGUUUCCCGGGCAGUGCCCGAGGUCCGGCUGGGCAGCGUAUCGCUGAUCCCCCUGCGUGGCACUGAGAAUGAAAUGCGCCGGAGCGUGGCUGCCUUUGCUGCCGACCCCCUUUCUCUCCUCAGAAACGCGUGAGUGCGGGAGCCAGCCCCUGGCUCUGGGAUUCUGCUGCCUGGAAGCCUCCUGUUCAGACACCCUCAUGCCCUGCGUGCCUGCUGUGAGCCAGCAGAGGGCGCAUGAGGAAGCCGCACCCCCACAUUCCACAUCCAGAGGACAGCAUGGGGUUCCCUGGCUAAGGGGUGGGGGCAGCAGGGUCUGUCUGAGGAGGAACCCCUCACCUGCUCUGUCCAGGUGCUCAGCCCUCCCGGCCUGGUCUGCUCCCUCCCAGGGUCACCCACCCUGAGUUUGAAAGGUUGGAAAGAUGGACAUCAAUCAGGAACUCUGGAGGAACACCAUCCUUUCAGAGGCUCGAGGCUCUGGGGCCCCCGCUGGAUGGGAGCCUACCCCUGCUGGAAGGGAGCCUACCCCCUUGCACAAAAAGCAAAAAGCCGAUACUCUAAAAGAACACUGAGCUGGGGCGGGGAGGGAGCUCUUGGGUAAGUUUCUGCAGGGCCGAGAGGUGGACUUGGGGGACUCAGCCCCUUUUGGUAGGGGCUGACUGGGAGGCCCAGGUCGCCUGGUACCCUUUCCCCACUUUGGGGACCUUUUGAUACUAUAAAUAUAUCUGUAUAUUUUAUUCUAUGGUGCGAGGCCUGUGAUCGGUUGGGGGUUUCUGGUGUGGUGGUGGAGGAGGAGACGAGAUCAGGGGGCCCAGAGGUGAGUGCCAGUGCCCUGAAGUCCAGGGACCUGGGCUCUGCCCUCUCGAGGCCACUCCCCCCGUCCCAGGCAGAGCCACAGCCUGGCUUCGUGCCAUCCCCACUGUACUUCUGUGCAGCCAGGGUGGGGAGUGCUGGUCCUGAUCCUGGCCAGGACAUACCCCCCCAUCUGGACUGAGCCCUCUAUUCCUGAGCAGGAGCCUAGAUGUGGCAGGGGAGUGACUCAGGACACCCCCUUACCAGCUCCUCUGAGACAUGAGGUCACAGGAGCUUUAUUAAAUUAGGAAGAAGGGUCUCAGAGUACUCUGGGCCCUGUGCAGAUCCCUCCAGAGGUGAGUCCUGCCUUGCAUUGGGAAGCUGCCCUCACUGGGCACUGCCUGGUCAUUUCCUCCCAGAAGACAAGGCUCUGGCAAGUGGAGGAGAUAACGAACUGUUCAGAGAUGGAUUCGGGACUCCCUGGGAAGAUGGCAGACACCACAUUCCCACCUCAGCCUAGUCUCAUUACCGGCCUCUCUCCAGGGGCCCAGUGGGCAGACAGGCUGCCCUCUCAGCCCAGUCUCAGCAAGUGGGGCUCAGAAAAGAGAUGGAAGAUGGGUCACAUGACCUCUGACUUGUGAUUCAGCUCAGUGUGCUGGCCUGGGUGUGGGUGGAGAUCUUGGGAACCUGGACUCCAGGUUCCUUGUUCCUUGAGAAGGGGAGGUAGAUGCCAGGAGACUGCAAUGGGUCACUGGCCAGUUUCACAGGCUGGGGCUAAGCCCCUUGAGUCUUCGACUCUUGUCCUACCCUAGGUGGGCUUCUCCAGGCCAGGCUGACCAUUCCACCUACAGCCAGGACAGACUCCAGGUGCUCAGGGGCUGGAAUCUUCCCCGGACCUGACCUUGGACUGAAGCUCAGAGAGAGGGUGGGUGAGACUGGAGUCUGCCCCUCAGCUAAGUUGCCAGUGUCACUGCCCUGGCUGCGGCGCUGGCUGCAGUGACUGCAUUGGGCCACCAGGGAGCAGCCACAGCUCAACGUUGGGUCUCACUGUGACCAUUUCCACCACCCUACUUUGGAGCAGUCUCCCUCCAAAUGCCUUCCCUUAAAUCUAACUCUGCUCUCUCUUCUAAGUGGCCCCACUUGUUCUCUGGAGAAGGGGAUCUGAAUUGAAAGGAGUUUAAAGUGCUUUUGCUUGGCCUCGGGAGGCUUUAGGGCCUCAACCUUAAUGAACUAUGGCAGUAACAACAGUGUUGGGUGGAUUAGGGCAGGAGGCUCUGCCGGUCUCUGUCACAAGGAUUCCUAGACAUAGGGCCUCCUGAGAGGUUUGUUCACAUAGUAUUUGAGGUUGGGUUGGGGGGUGUGGCUGAGGAGCCCAGAGCUGGACCUGCUGAGGGGUGGGGAACAGCUCUUGGAGAGAGAGGCAACUUCUUGUAAGAGAAGGUGCCCCUGAACUGGCCUUGAAGACGGGUGCACCUGGGGUAGGUGGGACUUGGAGUGGGGCUGGGUUGAAGUGUUUGGGGAGGAGGAUAGGCCUUCAAGGGUCAACUCAAGUCUGGGUCUAAUUGCAAGGGACCACAGGGUGCCCUGGGAGAGAAAGCUGUGGCAAGUCAGAGGGCGCUGUGGAUGGAAAGGAGGCUGAGGGCAGGUGUGGGAAGAUCUGGGUGGUGGGGUGGGAUGUCUGUCUCUCUCUUCCAUCACCUUCCUCAGCCUACCCAUUCUACAAAGCAUUCAGCAGCUAUCAAGGG
This is a messenger RNA of Molossus molossus (Pallas's mastiff bat), 6800 nucleotides long. RefSeq names its product ArfGAP with RhoGAP domain, ankyrin repeat and PH domain 1 (gene ARAP1). Lineage: Eukaryota; Metazoa; Chordata; Mammalia; Chiroptera; Molossidae. Gene Ontology annotation, cellular component: cytoplasmic vesicle; plasma membrane; trans-Golgi network. The record is from RefSeq and is a predicted model, not a curated record. Gene Ontology annotation, biological process: signal transduction; positive regulation of GTPase activity. Gene Ontology annotation, molecular function: phosphatidylinositol-3,4,5-trisphosphate binding; GTPase activator activity; protein binding. The transcript is spliced from 33 exons. Bases 41 to 4399 code for a protein of 1452 amino acids.